Messenger RNA from Diachasmimorpha longicaudata, 1964 nucleotides. Its product is annotated as class E basic helix-loop-helix protein 22-like. Gene Ontology annotation, biological process: sensory organ development; positive regulation of transcription by RNA polymerase II; axon development. NCBI's taxonomy places the organism in Eukaryota, Metazoa, Arthropoda, Insecta, Hymenoptera, Braconidae. Gene Ontology annotation, cellular component: nucleus. The record is from RefSeq and is a predicted model, not a curated record. Gene Ontology annotation, molecular function: DNA-binding transcription factor activity, RNA polymerase II-specific; protein dimerization activity; E-box binding. The transcript has a single exon. The coding region runs from base 111 to 998 and encodes 295 amino acids.
CCAGUUGUGACUCCUCACAUUAUCUCAAUUUAUAUUCGGAUUCGUUCAAUUGUUCAUCGAUAUUCUCGUGCCUAUAUUGCCAUAAUUCGGGAGUAAUUAGUGAGAGAACGAUGACGAGCUACGUGUGUUUACCUCAACAAUACGACAUCCUGGAUUCGGAGGGCUACGGCUCGGCGAGCAGCCCAGAAUCCAAUCCAAGAAGCUACUGGCAGAUCCAAGAGUCCUACCCCCAACCCCCUAGAUCAAGGGGCAGUAGUUGCGGUAGUGUCAGCUCAAUUGACAGCCACAGCACCCAGGACUAUCGAAAUUUGGAAACAGCAACGGGCUCGGGUAUUCUCGCCUCCAUGACACCCAACACCUUCAACUUUGCUGAGUUCUACGAGGGAUACAAUCGGGAAGCCACCAAGUGUCAUGAAGUCGAUGAACGCAUCAACUUCCGAACAAUCUUCGAUGAUGCUUAUGAAGCUGACUACACAAGUGUCAAGAGUCUUGGGAAUUUCAAUCACAAUCACAAUCACAAGAGCAUCAAUGAUCAGCAGGGAAGUGAUGCACUCAUGAAGGCUACGAUGUACCAGGAGAACAGCAAGAUGGAAGCUACCAGUGCUUAUGGAAAAUCCGAUUCGACGUACAUCAGUGGUAGCUACGAUCAGAGAGGUGAUAUGGAUAUAAUGAGAAGCAGAUGUAGCGGUCACAUGCAGAUGAGGUACAGAAGGGAUGUCGAGGAUUCGAUGAAAGACACACCUUAUGAAGUGCAAAAGACCAAGGACCACAUUCAGAAGAUAAAGACUGGUGCACCGGGAGUUGAGGUGAUGAAGAAGAGACGAUUGGCAGCUAAUGCUAGAGAGAGGCGACGUAUGAACAGUCUCAACGAUGCAUUCGAUAGACUGAGGGAUGUCGUACCGAGUCUCGGUAAUGACAGAAAGCUCAGCAAAUUUGAGACCCUCCAAAUGGCCCAAACCUACAUAGCAGCACUUUACGAAUUACUUCAACGAGAAUGACGUGAUCAUCGAUUCAAUAGUUGUGAUCUUCAUUUCAUUGUUGACUGUAUCUUCAAGGUAGACAAAAGUUAAUGUAAAUAAUUCGAUACUUUAAAUUGUUCUCGUGUAAAUAAUCCAUUUGAUUUUUAACUUAUUAAUGAUAUUAGAGGCAGUACUUUGUAAAUAAGAUUUUUCGUUAUUUAUCUUUAAGAAUGAUAAACCUGUUCGCCAUAAGAAUGAUAAUCAUUUUCUGAAUAGAAUGCAAAUGCAACUAGUGAGAGAGAAUAUUUAAUUUUUUUCUCUCAAAUAUAAAACGUAAAUACCCGUCGACGCAAGAGUCCCACAUUCACUUGGCAGUCAAUCACAAUUAAAUACAAUUUUGUUGCGGGAUGGAAGAGGCGAGUGUGUAGAUGCUAACAAAAAGAGAGCAAAUUGAAAUCUUUCUAGCUGACGGGAUGAUAGAUGGCUGAGGAAUUUUAAAAACUCCCAGUGCUUCAACCGUCAUCUCUAACGUUUGUUUUUAAUAAAUGAUGCGUUACUUUCCUCAAUUGUACAUAUUAGUUGUAAAUCAUCAUCAAAACAAUAAGACUAUUUCGGUGAUGUUUGAAAGAAAUUUGAAGAUCGAAUAACUUCAUGUGCGGCCGCCAAUAAGAAUCAGAGGAGGUGAACAUCACGAUUCACUAAUCGUUUCUCGGUGGUAACAUCUCCAUUUGCCUCGUCGUUGUGUAUGUGUUGGGGGACCCCCAGGACAAACUGGACAGACCGCGGGUGUUUUAUUGUAUCAACGUCAUUCGUCUUACCUUACACCCUGACGAAAGCGUAACAUGUUGGCUUCUCACGGCGCACCAUCACCCAAUCGUUGAAUAUUUCGCACCCGUGACCACAUCACAUCGUGUUUUUACGCCAUGAAAAAGAUAAACAAAAAAUAAUGAUUAUUACAAAAUUGGAGUGUUCCUCUAGAAUAAAUGUGACUUAAUUAUAAGAAUU